Oryza brachyantha (malo sina) is the source of this 933-nucleotide messenger RNA. RefSeq lists its product as uncharacterized. The transcript has a single exon. The record is from RefSeq and is a predicted model, not a curated record. Bases 46 to 462 code for a protein of 138 amino acids. Lineage: Eukaryota; Viridiplantae; Streptophyta; Magnoliopsida; Poales; Poaceae.
GUCCGCGCGUACACUGCACCGUACAUAUAGCCGAGCGGCCGAUCGAUGGCGGCGCCGGCAUCAUCGUCGACGGCUGCCGCGGCUUCGGCCGCCAGAUCCGUCUGCGUCGUCGUGCUGCUGCUGCUGGUGGUGCCGGCAGCGCUCCUGCCGGCGGCGGCGCCCGACGUCGCCGUGCGGGCGGUGGCGGCGCAGGCGCCGGAGCCCGAGGGCGAUCAGCAGGCCGCCGCGGCGACGAUAGACGCGGCCGGCGGUGGCGGCGGCGGCAGCAACGGCACCCGCGCGAGAGGCGACCGUGACCGCGACCGCGGCGGCGGGCGGAGCAAGCUGGCGAGCAGCAUCGACUGCCAGAUCUGCGAGGCGACGUGCCGGGUGAAGUGCCUGAUCAACAACCUCUUCCAGUGGGGCGGCUGCUACCAGCGCUGCAAGGCCGACAACUGCAACGACUGGUGCUCCGGCAGGUAGCCGUUGCAUGCGCGCCCCGAUCGUCCAUCCGUCGCAGCAUCCAACGGCCUGCGGUCGUUUGGGCCUCGAUCUAACGGUUGUGGAUCGACCUACCAGCAGCUGUCGCAGCAGUACUGUUUUUUUUUUCCUUGUGGAACCGUUAAUCCAAAAAUUAAUCGUCCCAGGCAACUUAAUCAAGCAUACUGUAAAAAAGAUUAAAAUUUUGCAAUCCAACUAUAUUUACGUGUAGCGAAGUUGUCACGUUUUAAUUGGUGUAACUGGAUUGAUCCACAAACCUAAUUAUAGAUAAAUUAAGUGGGUAAACCACUCUAUAAACGGAUUCGCGGACCGGUCCACUUGCACCCAUAUAUUACCCUUUUAGCAAUAUUUAAAUAUAGAGUAUCACGUACACUUUGACACAAUAACUAGCUCGCAUUUUAAAUCCGUGGCACUGUAUAUUGACUAUAAAUACGAAGAGAUUAUUAUUUAAAU